This is a messenger RNA of Entrophospora candida, 1986 nucleotides long. The record is from the annotation of a GenBank genome assembly. NCBI's taxonomy places the organism in Eukaryota, Fungi, Glomeromycota, Glomeromycetes, Entrophosporales, Entrophosporaceae.
AUGCCACCAAAAGAUCAAGCAAAAGUGAAAAAAAGACAAAAAGAUACAGGUCAUGAAGUAGGUCAGCUUGGUAAUCUGAAGCAUCAUUCAUCACAAGGAGGAAAAGAAAAUGUUCAAUCUCGAAGAAUUUACUAUGAUGGUGAUGAUGACAAACAUAAAAAUAAAAAUAUUCUUUUAAAAUAUUGGACAUACAUGGCUAGAAAAAAAGAAAGUCCACAUCUCUUCACGUAUUUAUUGUUUGCUGCAAAAAGUUCAUUAAUUAAAUUAAAUAAUGAUUUUGAGAAAGCAAAAGCUUUUUUAGUUGAACUUUAUAAGACCAAAGAAAUAAAAUCAAAUGAUCCUAAUGUACUAGAAUUUUGGGAUUUAGUUAAAAUCACAAUAAGUAAUUAUUCAUACAUUGAGUAUUCAAUGUUUGUAGACAAACAAUCUAAACAAUUUGGGAUUAAAACAAUAAACGUGGAUAAUUUAUUGAAAAAAAAUAGAGCCUUACGUAGUUUAUCAAUGCUACAAUAUAAGGAGGAUGUUAAUCUAGUAACACAAAUAAUUGCAGGAAAUAUCACAAAUACAAAGCUAAUAAAAAAUGAUCCACUUUUGUCAGAGAUUAUUGAUGUAAUAUUUUUACAGAGUAAUAUCGUUAGUGAAUUAAACAUGGGAAAUGUUUUUGAUGAUGUAAAUCAAGGCUUAUCUAUUGAUGAUCUUCCAGAUGGAUUAGAGGAGGACAAUAACAUGAGUGAGUCUACAAGAGAAAGAAACGAUGAUACAAAUGGCCCAUGGAAAAAGCCUGACCUACAUGGUUACAUAUUUGGAAAAUUUUUAAAUUGGGAAAUAUGUUAUGGUGAAAUCAGUAAUGGUCCAAGAAAAAGAAACACAAGCUGUACUGAUCAUAUAAAAAAUGAUCACAAUAAAUUACUAAAGUUUGCUAAAGAUGGCUGGGAUAAGAUGAUAAAUUCAUUCAAGAAUAAACCCACUGAUAUUAGUAACUUUUUUAAUAUUGAAACAAUAUUGAUCCAUUGUCAUGCAUUACCAAAGGCACUAAAAAUUCCUGGGAUGUGCUAUUCUAAUGGAAAUCUGGUGUUAGCCGAACCCAACAUCUCCUCUCCUGUAAAAUCUCCUUUUCAGUCAGAGCAAAAAGCUCAAGAUCUCUUAACUAAUCAAGAUCAAAUGUCUUCUGAUGAGCUAAUGCUUGAAUUAGAAUUAUUAGAUCAGGAUUUACUGGAUGAAGAAAUUAAAAAAGCAAUAGAUGAUAAAGAAAAUAAACAUAAUACCGAUGACAUAUAUAAAACAAUUCUAAAGAAUUUAUUAAAAUCAAAUAUUGAAACAUUGAAGCAUAAAGGAAUGUACAAGAAACAAAUCAUAUAUUUAAAUGAACUUGAAUUGGACUUUUUGAAUCAUGAUGUGAUAAAUCAAGAGAUAUCUGAUAUUUCAACUAUUUCAAUAUUGGAAAAUAUAUGGGCAAGGAGAUAUUAUUUUUCAAGCUUUGUUGAUACAGAAUGGAGGGGUGAAAAAUCAAAAGAUGAAAAUAAUAUAAUAGAUUACAUGCAUCGCAUUUUGAUUCACUAUGGUGAUUACCUCAGUGAGCCAUAUAAAACGGACACCUUGGAGGAAGUAUAUGGAUAUGAGAUUUUCACACUAGAAAAUAGUUUUUUAUCAAAUGACAACACAAAAAAAUUUGUUGAUGACAAAUUGAAGAUCUCCAGAUACAACUGUGAUGAUUUAUUUACAUUAUGGUAUGACUUUGAAGAGAGAACUAAGCACUUAUAUAAAUUAAUAGAAAAUGAUUUGAGAUCGUUGAGAACAUGGGAGCUUCAAUUGUCUGGAGAGUGUAAUGGUCAAAACCACUUGCACCUUAACCUCUUCAGUACAAGGCAAGUGUAUCGAUUUCUCUUUUUAUUUUUAAAUGUUGAAUCUGCACCACUUCCUUGCAAGGAAGAUAAUCCAAGUUUUACUUCUUUAAGUAGAAUCACAGAAAUGAUGAUUAGAUUAGCA